This is a messenger RNA of Drosophila suzukii, 673 nucleotides long. It is a transcript of the gene fh, whose product is annotated as frataxin. Lineage: Eukaryota; Metazoa; Arthropoda; Insecta; Diptera; Drosophilidae. The record is from RefSeq and is a predicted model, not a curated record. Gene Ontology annotation, cellular component: mitochondrion. Gene Ontology annotation, biological process: iron incorporation into metallo-sulfur cluster; intracellular iron ion homeostasis. Gene Ontology annotation, molecular function: 2 iron, 2 sulfur cluster binding; ferric iron binding; ferrous iron binding.
GGCAGCCCCACAGCUGCGAUUCUAAAAUAUAAACAAAACGGAAGGUUUGAAAAUGUUUGCCGGUCGUUUGCUCGCCCGCCUGAACCGCAAGCAGACAUGUUUGGCCACAAUUGGAAGCUGGCGAAUGUCUCAGGGACUCGUCGGCCAAGUGAACUUGCCCAGGACACCAACUGCAGGCACACAAGCGAUUCAAUUGGAGGAACCCAGUGCAAGCCGGCGCUUUUUCAGCAGCCAAAUUGAGACGGAAUCCACCUUGGACAGUGCCUCCUACGAACGAGUGUGCUCAGACACCCUGGAUGGUCUGUGCGACUACUUCGAGCAGCUCACCGAGAACGCCCCCGAGCUCCAGGGCACCGAUGUAGCCUACGGCGAUGGCGUGCUCACCGUGAACUUGGGACACAAGCACGGCACCUACGUGAUCAACCGGCAGACGCCCAAUAAGCAGAUCUGGCUCAGUUCGCCCACCAGCGGUCCCAAGCGAUUCGACUUUGUGGGCACCGUGGCGGCGGGCAGGUGGAUCUACAAGCACAGUGGUCAGUCGCUGCACGAAUUGCUGCAGGAUGAGAUACCCGGCAUACUGAAUUCCCAAUCCGUGGACUUUCUGCACUUGCCCUACUGUAGUUGAAACGGGAGUAGCCUCCUUCCACCAUAAAAAGUCUGUUAAAACGUUUUA